This is a messenger RNA of Sinocyclocheilus rhinocerous, 1430 nucleotides long. RefSeq names its product tetraspanin-33-like. Lineage: Eukaryota; Metazoa; Chordata; Actinopteri; Cypriniformes; Cyprinidae. The record is from RefSeq and is a predicted model, not a curated record. Gene Ontology annotation, cellular component: plasma membrane. The transcript has 8 exons. Bases 322 to 1152 code for a protein of 276 amino acids.
GUGACUCAGAUAGAGGAAAAGAAGAAAGGAAACGCCCACUUGUGCUCCUGGCGCACAUGCGAGGGGUGUUCGGCUUUCUCCGAGCUCAUUGACUGCUAAAUCAGGAAAUGCCUUUUAAGACAACAAGCCCAGAUUCAAUGUGAUCGAUGCGUUCUUUUGAUUUUAGUCGCUCGCGGGUGUUUAAUAAUCAUCGAGAGACUUGACGAGUCGUUUUAGAAAGAGCCGAGCGAAUGAUUUGAUUCUGCAGAAUGAACAUCAAGACAGAUAAAGUUAGGUGAACGCUGAAGGUUUGUAAGUGAGAGACAUCACACACCUUUGAUCAUGCCAAGAACGAAAAGCGACGAGUUCUCUUUCGUCAGUCCAGCUGUGAAAUAUUUACUUUUCUUCUUCAACAUGAUAUUUUGGGUAAUCGCACUGAUCCUUAUAUCUAUUGGAGUUUAUUCCAGGAUAGUUAAACACGAGACAGCGCUGGCCUGUCUGACGGUGGAUCCUGCUCUGUUAUUGAUGAUAGUGGGCAUUCUCAUGUUCUUCAUCACGUUCUGCGGCUGUGUGGGUUCUCUGAGGGAGAACAUAUGCUUACUGCAGACAUUCUGCAUCGUCUUGACUAUCAUCUUUCUGCUGCAGCUAGUGGCUGGUGUUCUGGGUUUUGUCUUCUCAGACAAGGCACCUGGCAAAGUAACAGAAAUGGUUGACAGCGCCAUCAAGCAUUACAGGGAUGAUAUAGAUCUUCAGAACCUCAUUGACUAUGGGCAAAAACAGUUUAACUGCUGUGGGGGGAUCUCUUACUUGGACUGGUCUCAGAACAUAUACUUCAAUUGUUCAAAAGAGAACCCAAGCAGAGAGCGCUGCUCUGUGCCCUUCUCCUGCUGCCUGAUCUCCAAAGAGGAGACUGUUAUAAAUACCAUGUGUGGUCAUGGGGUGCAGCAGCUGGAAUAUCUCGCAGCUGGUGCCUUCAUUAACACCAAUGGCUGCAUUGAUAAAGUGGUGAACUGGGUCCACAGUAACCUGUUUCUGUUGGGAGGCAUCGCACUGGGCCUGGCCAUCCCACAGUUGGUUGGGAUCCUUCUCUCUCAGAUCCUUAUUAAUCAAAUCCAGGAUCAGAUUAAACUACAGAAUUACAACAAACAACAUCGCUCAGACCCCUGGAGCUGAAACUCAAAAUGGUUUUAUAGAAAGCUUGGAAACUCGUUGCUGCCUGAAGUGACUGACAUGGACUGGAUUCUGAAUAAGGAGAACUGGGCUUAAGAACAGGCAACCAAGACACAUUUUCAUAUGUAAGGUCAUUUGUAUGAUGUUUUAGAAACCAGAAUAUUUGUAGGAAUAGUGUAAGACAAACUGAAGAUCAAGAGGUCAAUAAAACUAUUUUGGGAUAUUUUAUGAGCACAAAAUGUUUUUUUAAGGAGUGUGAUCUUAGUAAAGGAUGGUUCAAA